Lytechinus variegatus (green sea urchin) is the source of this 7067-nucleotide messenger RNA. Its product is annotated as transient receptor potential cation channel subfamily M member 3-like. The transcript has 23 exons. The record is from RefSeq and is a predicted model, not a curated record. Bases 326 to 5131 code for a protein of 1601 amino acids. Gene Ontology annotation, molecular function: monoatomic cation channel activity. Gene Ontology annotation, biological process: monoatomic cation transmembrane transport. Gene Ontology annotation, cellular component: membrane. NCBI's taxonomy places the organism in Eukaryota, Metazoa, Echinodermata, Echinoidea, Temnopleuroida, Toxopneustidae.
CCGACGAACCAUGUAUUACCAUUGUAUAUUUUCAAUUCAGGUUGGCCCAUUUAAAGAUAUCAUGCGUUAAAAUAGAUCCUUUCGGACACUGCGGUCACGUUGAUAUGAACCUCCGAGUCGAGUGGUCUCGUCGAUUCCGCUAGAGCUCGCCCGGCCGACUGAUCCGGCCCAGUCCGCGACUCUGAUCCGGUCCGGGGCGUCCAGCAAUCUUGUCCUUGGACAAGCAAGCUACUCGCCGUUCUGUUGUUACCUCAAACAUGUCCAGUACUUGAAUCUUUGAUAUGUAAGAAUAAACUUAUGUACAGAAACCAGCUAACUAAAUAAAAUGACUGGGAGAGAAUGGAUAGAAAGCAACUUUAAUAAAAAGGAGUGUGCAAAGUUUGUCAGCAGCAAGAGGGAUCCAAGAAAAUGUGGAUGUGGCAGGAGUCUUGCUUUCCAUCGUCAACUCACUCAGACGUCACAUCUCAGAUCCUCAGCAAACUCAAGUUUAUGGAAUUCAAAAAACCACACGGUUUCCUUGGCAACAGAUGCCUAUGGAUUGCUGGAAUUCCAGGGAGCUGGUCAUGGCAACAAGGCAAAGUACAUCCGCCUUGCAGAUGACACCAGUCCUGAUCUUAUCUUGCAUCUAUUGAAACGUCAUUGGAAUCUUGGUCUACCAAACCUGUUAAUCUCAAUGCGAGGAGGUCUACAAGACUUUGCCAUGCAACCCAAGCUCAAAAGGGUUCUUUGUAAGGGUCUAAGCAAGGCUGCUAGGACUACAGGGGCUUGGAUUAUGACUGGUGGUACCAACACAGGAGUUACUAUGUUGAUGGGUAAUGCUCUCAACAACCACUCAGUCAAGAUGCGUGGUCGGGUAGUAACCAUUGGUAUCGCACCCUGGGGGGUACUCAACAGUAGAGAAAGCCUCAUUGGUCAAGAUGCUGUCCGUCCAUACCAUUCUGUUGCCUGUCCCGUGAGUAAAGGUUUUAAGCUGAACAGCCACCACACUCAUUUCCUUCUUGUAGACAAUGGAACUGUUGACCAGUAUGGAUGUGAGAUGCUGGUCAGACGCAAGUUUGAGAAGUACCUCUCGACGCAGCAUGUCAAUGCCCGACGUCAGGUACCAGUGGUUAGUGUUGUGGUUGAAGGAGGAGCUAAUGUGGUACGUACAGUACUAGCCAAUGUCAGUGGGGAUCCACCAAUACCUGUUGUGGUCUUUGAUGGCACUGGAAGAGCUGCAGAUAUCAUUGCAUUCAUGCACAAGUAUACCAGUGAAAACGGGAUGUUAUCCGCUCCAUUGAAAGAACAGAUACUGGAGACAAUCAAACACACAUUUGAUUUCACCCACAGACAGAGUGAGAAGCUCUACCAUGAGCUUGAACAAUGCAUGAAAAAGAAAGAAAUGAUAACUGUAUUUUGCUUGGGUACGGAAGGAGUUGAAGACUUUGAUCUUGCCAUCUUGACAGCCCUGUUGAAAGCUCAGACUAAGUCUUACACAGAUCAGCUUAACAUGGCCCUGUCUUGGAAUAGGGUGGACAUUGCCAAGAAACAGAUCUUUAUCCAUGGUAGAGACUGGCCAGAAGGAGUUCUUGACCAAGUAAUGAUGGAUGCUCUGACAAACGACAAAGUUGAAUUUGUCAAACUACUCAAAGACAAUGGCGUCAACAUGCACAAGUUCUUGACUGUAGCAAGAUUGGAAGAACUGUACAAUACGAAACAAGGUCCAGGCAACACGCUCGCGCAUUUGGUCAAAGAUGUUAGAAAGCACCAUCACCAGCUAUUGAAGUACUCAUUGUAUGAUAUGGGUUUAGUCUUUGAGAAUCUGAUGGGUGGUACCUACCAAUCAACGUACACAGAUAGAAGAUUCAAAGCUCUUCACCAAACUACUCUUAAAAAGGGUCUAUCUUUCGCAUUACUGAUGGAAAGAGAGGUCUCUGAUGCCACAAUCCCUCCAAUUGAUCGCUAUCUUCAGACCUUCCCGUUCCCGUUCAAUGAACUCUUCAUCUGGGCGGUCCUUACCAAACGUCAUAACAUGGCCUUGUUUCUCUGGAGACAGGAUGAGGAAGCUCUUGCCAAGGCACUGGUAGCUUCAUCACUCUACCGUGCCAUGGCCAAGUCAGCAGAAGUCAUGAAUCUAGAAGCUGAAAGCAGCGGGGAACUCAGGAGAUAUGCUCAGGAAUUCAAUGAUCUAGCAAUGGACUUGCUAGAUCAGUGCUACAGAGAGGAUGAGGUCUUGACCAUGCAACUCUUGACCGUUCAACUGGACAAUUGGAGCAAGCAUACUUGUCUGAGUCUUGCUGCCAUGGCCCAGCACAACAAGUUCAUGGCACAUGCGUGUUGUCAGGUUUUACUCAAUGAUCUCUGGCACGGUGGUAUGCAGGCACAAAAGUAUAUCAACAUCAAGGUUAUAACAAGUCUUCUGUUCCCUGUCUGCAUCUUUGCUAUCGGGUUCAAGACCACUGAAGAGCUUCUCCUUAUGCCUCAAACCUUGGAGGAACAUAUGCAGGAUGUAGAGGAUGCUGAUAGACCUUCUAUAACAUCAUCUACAUCAUUCACUAGGUUACAUAACAUCAAGGAAGAAGAGGAGAUACCUAUGUCUGAGAGGAAAGGUCUUCGUCAGCGGCUUACUAUGACAUCCAAAGAGAUUGAUCCCAUAGAGGAACCGUGUGAGAAAAAACCUACUCAGAAACGCCAGCUCAGUGGUGGAAAGAAGCUCUAUGAAUUCUUCAAUGCUCCUAUCACCAAGUUCUGGUCUUACACCAUAUUCUACGUAGUAUUCAUGUUCAUGUAUAACUAUGUAUGCCUGUUUCGGAUGGAAGCAAUGCCGUCAUUCUUUGAGUGGAUCGUCAUCCUCUACAUAAUUACAACAGGCAUGGAGCAUGUCAGAGAGCUCAUGUUAGCGGAGCCCACCAAACUUGCACAUAAGUUUCGUGUCUUCUACUCUGUCUUCUGGAAUGUCCAUGAUGUAAUCGCCAUCGUAACCUUCAUGACUGGUUUCAUCCUUCGUAUGGUGCCAUCGACCCAUCUAUCUGGUAGAGUGGUCUACUGUGUGGUCAUUGUUCUAUGGUAUCUGAGAUUCCUAGAGAUUCUGAGUGUUAGUAACUAUCUUGGACCUCUCAUUAAUAUGAUUGGUAAAAUGUUACGGGAUAUGUGCUACUUUCUAGUAGUAUUGAUAAUCAUUCUGGUGAGCUUUGGUGUGAUCCGUCAAUCUAUUCUAAACCCUGAUGUUGAUCCUAGUUGGUGGCCGGUAAGAGAAGUCCUUCAUGAGCCAUACUGGAUGAUCUAUGGAGAAGUCUAUGCUGGCAAGAUUAAUCCUCCGUGUGGAGAUGGACCAGACAUGGAUCCUUGUCUUACGGGUCGUUGGGUCGUUCCCGUGGCGAUGUCCAUUUAUUGUUUAGUAGCCAACAUUCUGAUUGUCAACAUGCUCAUUGCUCUCUUCAACACUACCUUCCAGCGGAUAAUGCCAAUUGCUAACCAACUAUGGAAGUUCCAACGGUAUCAUGUGACUAUGAAAUACGAGCAGAAGCCCAUCCUCGUACCUCCCUUCACAAUUAUAUACUAUCUGUAUUCCCUCUUCAAGUUUGUCGUUUGCCAGUGUCGAAAGUGUGAGAAACGACAAAAGGACAUCAGACUCAAACUGUUCUUGGACAGAGAGGCUAUGGAUUCCGUUCGUGACUUUGAGGAAGCAUGUUUAGAACUCUAUCUCAAGGACAAAGAAAUUCAAAGACAGGUCUCAAGUGAAGAGAGACUGCGAGAAGUUGCUGAAAGGACUGAGGAUCACUCUUAUCAACUUGAAGAGAUCGUAGAGAAGGAGAAUAUUUCCAAGCUUGGUAUGAGAUCAUUUGAACGUAGACUGAUGAGGGUGGAAGAGGCUUCUUUCCAAACCGCCAGGAACAUCAUGGACAUCCGUCAACUUCUUAUGAAUAGCUUGCUGCCAACAGAAAGCAACGAGAACCUUCUUGGUGUUCCUGAGUCACGACUGAAGAGUGCCAGCGAUAGUGCCCUGAAUCAUGAUGCUACCCCAAGUGAGAAGAGUACAAAGAUUCAACGAUGGAAAGCAAAGAGCGGUGGCUCGUAUCCGCCCAUGCAAAAACCAAAGGUACAUGAUAGGGGAAAUCCAGUUGGUGGGAGUCUUUCACGCAAAGAAGGUGAGCUAUUGAGGGAGAAUCCGGAAUUCAGUAUAGAGAGGGUAAGUCCUCGAACUGGACGCAGGAAACUGGUGUCCAGUAAGAACUUUGAUGAUGGAUCUCUUGAACUGAAAUCGGGUGGAGCAUCAUCUAAAGACAGUAGUCGUGACUCAGAGAGAGCAAUGCGCAUUGACUCUCAUAGUGCUGAAAGCAGUGGAGAGAGCGACCUUCGUCCUUUGACCCCUGAUAAAGAAGAUGGCCUGAAGGCGCUUGGCAGUCCCACAAGUGUUCCUGCGGUCAUCCUUGAGCAAGGUAGGAGUGAUAUCAAGCGAAAUCAUUGCCACAAAGUCCUAAGAUUAAGUACAUUUGAACGUUACCUGUCCAUGGUAGCUCCUCAACAAGACAUUGAAAAUCCUCGUCCAGGUCCGGUUAGGAGGCAAGUUGGUGCCGAAUCUGGUGUGGCCAAAGACCAUGGCAGACAUCUUGGGAUGAGACAUAUAGACUCUGAGAGUAAUAUGUCUGUGUACAGUAACACUAGCGUCCAGACACCCAAACUGGGAACCAUGCAGCGUCCCAUGCCGUAUACUUCUGCCCCCGUCUACUCCACAAUUACUGAUCAUAUUGAUCUCAGCUCGGUGAACGCCAACCGCCUCCAUGAUCUCGGAGCUUCCACAUCCAGCACUGGAUACAUCUCCAUGAAUGAUAACAUAGAUAAUGAAAUGCCUGCAUCGCCAUCUCCAUUUGUUCGUCCUGGUAUGGGCUUGGACUUCACUCCCUUCACAAGUCUGAGCAUACGAUCCGACACACUAGUCUCGCCUACCAGACCUGACCACCUGAAGAAAGUGGAGCAGGGAUGUUACGAUAUCAUGGAUGACAGUGAGUCUGAUCAAGACCAGACUAGGCUUAAAACCGAUAUUGAAGAUGAAGAGGAAAGUGGGAUAGAAUUCGCUGUUCGGAAAUCUUCAGAUUCUCAGACAAGUCAGGAGAGCAGAGAAGAAGAGGGAACGAGGGAGACAACUUUCUAAAGACUCUUUACCAAAGGAAUGGUAAUCUCUCUCUCUAUAUAUAUAUACACCAUUUGAUGGUGCUUAAUAAAUGUAAAGAUUAUUUAUUUUCAUAGUUUGAAAACUCAUUGUCAGGUAAAAUGAAGAUUUUGCAGUCUGUAUAAAAAAAAAUACAUCUUGUGUGAAAGAUGUAAUCUGAAAUCUUGUGUAAGUAAUGAAAAUUAUCAUAUGAAUUAUAAUAGUGAUAAUAAUAAUAUUAGUAUUGAUAAUAAUAAAGUGCAAAUGGGGGCAUUCUCUUCUUUGGGACCCCUUUUCUUUUUUUUUGUUAUGCCUGUCUGGAAGUUUUUUUUUAAGAUGGGAAAGUGCCUCCAAUAAUGAUUGUUCGCCUUUUUUUUGCUCAGAAAGUGUCCCCCCCCCUGUAAAUCCUAGAUCAGCCUCUGAUAGUGGUAGUUAUAAUAGUAACAAUAAUAAUGAUAGUAACUGUGAUUAAUAGAAAUACUUAGAAUGGUAUCUACUUUAAUGAUGAUAACAGUUUAUAAUUAAUUGAAGAUUUGUGAAAAAUGGUCACUAUACUUGUGUAAUAUUUUAAAGUAAAAAUGAUAGUACACAACAAAAAGUACACUCCGGAAUAAACAAAAAUGAGAAUUACCAAUAAUAAGUCACAACAUAAAAUGUAAUAGACAAAUGACCCAUUGUUGUAAAGCUUAGAGUCUCUUCUUUCAUCUGGUAUAACUUAGAUGAUUAGUCAUGUGUGCAUGAGUGAACAAAAACAAAGGAUACCAAAAACUCACUUCCAAACUGUUCUAUUUUAAUGUCUAAAAUUAUAUUAUUUGCUCUUUUAUUUGAUAGCCCAAUCCAAGAAAAUAACCAAGAACUAAGUACUUUCUCUUUCUUUUUCUUAAAUAUUGCUUGCAUUUCAUUAUGCAAAUAUGUUUUCACAGAUUCCCUACCAUAGCUAUCACACAAUUAACAAAAGACUCAAUGCAUGUCUAAUCAUCAACAAAAUGGAGUGUUGAGUAAGUCUGAGUUAAUUGAUCAUUUUUUCACUGAAAUCCUCCUGAUCAGCAAGGAUGACCAAAGGAUACCAGGGCUCAAAUUAUGCAUUUCAAGGGCCGUUUUUAUUUUUAUUUUGAAGGGCACUAAUAAAGGAACCAGAAUGUAGCACUCAUUUUAGGGGGUAUUCAAGGCCAUUACAAAAGGGCAUCAAUAAAAAAAUGUACUUUUCAAUAGGACACAUGCACUGGAUUAUGACUGGGCACCAAGGCCUCAGGGCAUCUUAUGUUGACCUUGAGUCUACAAAUAUAUUGAAGAGCAUCAUUCUAGGGUCAUCAGAGGUCAUGGCCUAGGAUGGCCUUGGGUUAAUUCAAGCCCUGGGGGUGUUUCUCAAAGAUUUAAGUUUGACUUAGAGUCUCACCUAAAUGCAUAGUUGUGUGCGGUAUAAAAGCCAUGACCACAUUGGUCAGAUCAUGAAAAGAUGAUGCGCACUGUUGCAUAUUGAUCAAUUAGAUUGCGCAUUGCAUUUCAGGUGCACGUCGGCAUUUAAGUGCGAUUUAAGUUAUACUUAAAUCUUUGUGAAACAACCCCCCCUGGAUACAGUCUUGUGAGGGUUCAAAGACGUACAUGUCAAAGAGAUGGGAAAAUAGUGACCAAUCUCUUCCUAUUGUUCACAUCAAGGCCCAGUCACAUAAAGCCUAGCAAUUGAUUAUUGGGCUGCUUUUUUAUGAUUGAUCACACACAAUAUUCAAUGCAGUCAGUCAUAGAAUCAGCAGAUUGAUCAAUUUCUGAGCUUUAUGCCAUGGGUCCCAGAUCAUUCAAAAUAUCAAACACUACACACAGCUAGCUAGUAUUCUCCUACCCUCUUAUCCUCCCUGCCCCAGGGGGCAGUUUCAUAAAGCUGUUUGUAAGAUAAGAGUGACUUUAAGAACGACUGGUGAUCCUUUCUUAUGCGCUUAACCAU